This is a messenger RNA of Colletotrichum chrysophilum, 1719 nucleotides long. RefSeq names its product putative NRPS-like protein biosynthetic cluster. The record is from RefSeq and is a predicted model, not a curated record. Gene Ontology annotation, biological process: secondary metabolite biosynthetic process; amino acid activation for nonribosomal peptide biosynthetic process. Gene Ontology annotation, molecular function: phosphopantetheine binding. Gene Ontology annotation, cellular component: cytoplasm. NCBI's taxonomy places the organism in Eukaryota, Fungi, Ascomycota, Sordariomycetes, Glomerellales, Glomerellaceae. The transcript has 3 exons. The coding region runs from base 1 to 1719 and encodes 572 amino acids.
AUGAACAGUGGCAUCAAGAAAGGGGACAUUGUUCCGAUUCUGUUCGAGAAGUCUUCCUUUGCAGUUUUGGCCAUCGUCGCUAUUCUUAAAGCGGGAGGUGCCUAUGUUGGGUUCAGUGCCGAGACACCCAUCAACUUUCUGCGAGAAUGUUCAUCCAUUGCGAACGCUCCGCUCAUUAUCACGAGUAAUCAUCACGAGGACCUCGUUGGGAAGGUCAGCUCCCGGGCAUUAGUACUGGACCAACCAUUUGUUGAGGGCCUGGUGAACUCAACAGAUGAUGAGGGCUUCUCAUCUCCCGCUCGUCCAUCAGACCUGGCCUAUCUGGUGUUUACAUCAGGAUCUACCGGUACCCCCAAGGCCGUCAUGACGGAACACAGAGCCUACGUCACAGACGCCCUCGCACAACAAAAAGCUGCUCUACUCACUCCUUCCUCCCGUGUGCUUCACUUCGCCUCAUACAAUUUCGACGCCACCAACUUCGAUGUGCUCAGCACUCUCAUUGCUGGCGGCACAAUUUGCGUUCCUGCCGAGUUCGAUCGCAUCAACCGCCUCGCGGGGGCCAUCAACGACCUCAGCGCCAACUUUCUCGGCGUCACAGCCACCCUCGCACAAAUCCUCGAACCAGAAGAUGUGCCCGGUCUGAAAACCGUGAUUCUAUGCGGCGAAGCCAACAGUCCCGAAAUCGUUGAGAAGUGGACUCGGUCUGGAGCCGAUGUCAUCAACGGCUACGGGCCUUCGGAGGCGUCAUGCGCAUUCUCAUACAAUGUAUACACUCGUCAAUCGCCACAGGCUAACAACAUUGGACGGGCACUCGACGGAGCUUGCUGGGGAUGGGUUGUGAACCCAGAGAACCACAAUCAGCUACUGCCUAUUGGUGCAAAGGGCGAGCUACUGAUUCAGGGACCAACGCUGAGCAGGGGCUAUCUGAAUGAGCCGGAGAAAACUGCAAAGGUGUUCAUUGAAAGCCCUGAGUGGUUACCAGGGAAAGUCGCCAUCAGCAUGGAAAGGCUCUACAAGACAGGAGACCUUGUGCGACAACUCCCAGAUCAGUCUUUCGAGGUGUUUGGGCGUAUCGACACGCAAGUCAAGCUAAACGGCCAGCGUAUUGAGCUUGGCGAGAUAGAGCACAAGGUUAGUCUACUGCUUGGGGGAGAAUUUACAGUCGCGGUGGAGGCAGUACAUUUGACCCGCGGAGAAGAGCCUGCCUCAAAAGUUCUGAUCGCAUUCUACGCAAAAGAUGUAGGAGGUACCCAAAAGGAUGCUGCGCCGCUGGAGAUUGUCAACGAUAGUGAGUCUGAGCUCAUUGAUGUCCAAAGCAUCAAGAAGAAGCUUGCAAAUGACCUCAAAGCCAUUGCUAUUCCCCAAGCAUUUAUCCCACUUCUAAAGAUGCCGGUCACUAGUCAAGGCAAACUAGACCGAAAGCGUUUGCAGAAAAUUGGCAGUCAACUCGAUAAGCUUAGGUUGGCUGCGUUCUCUGGAGUCACCGUAUCUGUCAAGGAUGAGCCUGCGAUGAACGAGUUUGAGGCAAUCGUCUGCGAGCUGUUCGCACGGUCACUUAGCUUGAGCAAAGGCGAAAUUGGUCGUCAAUCAGAUUUCUUUCCCAUGGGUGGCGAUUCCCUUAAAGCCAUCAAAUUGGUAUCUCUGGCCAGGAAGCUGGGUUUCAGUCUCUCGGUACCGGUAAAAGAUGAUACUCUUCCAUGCACAACGAAGCAAGGAUGA